AUGACCCAUACACAAUACGUCGAUCGCCCGAUACCCCAAAUCUCUCUAGCAGACUUUGAGAGACGAAUCGAUCAAAUCACGAAUGAAUUAAUCGAUGCCGCUGAAAAUGUCGGCUUCUUCACUCUAGUCGACCAUGGCCUAUCGAAAGAAGAUAUCGAAGCCAUUUUCACGACCUCUAAGAGCUUCUUCGACUUACCCGAUCCCGCGAAAACAACCGUUCCGUGGAAUGCAAACAACGUUGGAUGGGAGAAGAACUCACAGGUUCGGCCCUCGACCGGGAAACCCGACAGCAAAGAGUCAUACCAAUUGCAAUUUGGGGAUAACAUGAAGGGGCUAUGGGUUGCAGACGAGCAUCUACCAGAGUUUCAAACUACUGCUCUGGCUUUCAUGCAUCGGGUGCAGGAAAUUUCGGAGUGUCUCAUGCGGUGCUUUGCACGCGGACUGGGGUUCCCCGAAGACUUCUUUGUCAAAUGCCACGAUAUCACGCGAGGGGACUCUCAAACCACUAUGCGACUACUUCAUUACUUCGCACUGCCGGAGGAAUCGAAUGGCAAGGAGUAUCAUCGCGCGGGGGCACAUGCAGAUUGGGACUUUCUGACGCUACUGUUCCAGAAAGAGGGACAGAGUGGACUGGAGAUUUGCCCUGGGCGCGAGGUGGUAACCGAAUUUGGGAUUGGGGAUGAAUGGACCAGAGUGGAGGCAAAGACCGGGGAGAUCGUGUGCAAUAUUGGGGACUUACUCAUGUCCUGGUCAGACGAUCGGUUUAAGUCGACAUUUCACCGGGUAAAGGCACCAUGUGAGCCUGGCGACUAUUUUGGGGAUCGUUAUAGCAUUGCAUAUUUCAAUCAGCCUUGCAGGGAUGCCCUGAUUCAAGGACCGCUGAAGAAAUAUCCAAUGGUAACUGGGGCUCAGUUUACCGAGAGUGCGAUGAAGAGGAAUUUUGCCGCGUUGCAGGAGAAGUUGAAGACCGUUGCGGCAGCAUAG
Penicillium waksmanii is the source of this 984-nucleotide messenger RNA. RefSeq lists its product as uncharacterized. Gene Ontology annotation, molecular function: dioxygenase activity. The transcript has a single exon. NCBI's taxonomy places the organism in Eukaryota, Fungi, Ascomycota, Eurotiomycetes, Eurotiales, Aspergillaceae. The record is from RefSeq and is a predicted model, not a curated record. Bases 1 to 984 code for a protein of 327 amino acids.